UUUGCGUACGCACUCAGUAAAAUCGAGCACUAGGAACAGUUGAUACGUAAUUCGGUCCAGAAAGAAGCAAACAAGUGCCGGCUUUUUUUCAAAAAAUGACUCUUUAGAUUUCGGUAAUAGGUGAUGUGUUUGUGGUAACUUUGUGGCCAUUUGAAGGUACAGUCGGGGCGGACGCCCGAGACCACUUCGGAGACGAUACAAAAGGGCGGCGAGGAAACUCGGUGCCGAUGAUUUCCGCAGGUUUGGAGGGACGAUUGCCCUAUAUGACCUACCCAGAGCCUUGGCGUGGGCCGCCCAAGCAGCCUCCGGAAUUUCUUAGGCCUGCUCCCAAGCCAGUACCCCCAACUAGCCGUUACAAUGGGGUAAGCACACCGGCCAACGGAAUGCGCCUGGCUCCAUCUCAGCACUCCCUCAGCAAGUACCCUUCGCCUGCAUCGAUAACAACUCCCGUCAACCUCACCCAGCAGAAAGAUGAACUCGUCGAAGAGCUUCCGUACUACCGGCUGUACACAGCCCCACCUCAUCUCUCCCAUUUCCCUCAAUUCACCACCAUGUACCAGAACCCCUACACUCCGAUAAUCCGUUCGACAUUUCCCACUACCUCCCUGCCACCCUUGGAGACGUACUCUCCUACCACUCCCACUGCAAUCACGUCAACGUUCCUAUCACCCCCGUCCACUUUCAGUCCUCCGUCACCGGUUAAACCUGGCCAAAGUGUUCUAAGAGAUUCAAGGGUUCCGACCCAGACGACAGCACAAAUUCAGUCCAAUCAUCAGUCAGUAGCCUUCAAGGUGCCCUCGGGGAAAGAGGGAUCCUUAAAACAUAGGAUACUUACAAGGCCGGAGGAUAGCAGCCGAAAUCUUGCACCUUUAGAUUUACAAAAGCCUGUGGAAGCACAGAGAAAAAGGCUCAAUGCGACCAUGUCGCCUCCCAGGUCACCCAAGAAACCUAUUAAUAAUAAUAACACAGUUCCGAGCAAUUUCACAAAAGGAUCUCUUAUACAACUUGCCAAUGGCGAGCUGAGGAAAAUUGAGGACAUGAGGACUGAGGAUUUUGUCUCUUCGGCCGAACACAGCCCGGAAUUGAGGCUAGCGGAGAGCACGGUGGUAAGGAUAGAGGAGAACCACGCCACCGGAACUGCCACCAUUACGCUUAGUUACAAUCAGAGACGCACACAGGUUGAUGUGGAGUCAACGACGGAGCACCCCUUCUUCGUGUUUGGCCAAGGCUGGGCAUCGUACAAUCCUGAAAAAACUCAGCAGUGCUACGGACUGAAAGUGCACCGUUUGCAAGUGGGCGAUAUUUUGAUCUCGCUGACACCCCGGGAGCACUUUAGUAGCGUUCCGUCGACUCGUAGUACGACCAUCAUGACGACAGCAACCAGCACAGCGAUGACAGUGCGCCCUUUGUCCCUGGACAGCAUGCCGAAAAUUCACCACGACAAAAUCGACCAAACAAAUAGUCAAAUGCAUCCAAUCAAUUUACACACCGCAAGCCAUCCACCGCACACGCUGUCGCCCGAGGGGCGCAAAAGGUCCGCCCUUGAACAAAUCUGUGAUGACGAAGAACAGCACUCGAUGAGGAGAAGAGUCGAAUGAAACUUUGCUACUUUUAGGGUAUUACAAGGUGACUGUGAAGGUUUCAAAAACUUAACUAAUUAAUUCACUGUGGGAUAGACUGUUUUCAAUACUAGAUCAAUGCUUCUGAAAUGAUAUUAUCCCGCCUUGUUAGCUCAUGUUGAAAUAACCCAUUAAAGACAACCGGUGCGACCACAGUUGACUCAUGCAAAUUCGAUACUUGCUAUUUUUACGUUUUACAUGCUUGAAAUGCACUUACAUCGGGGUACCGACACGUUUUACAAUUGUUGGCGAACUUGCAUGGCUAUAAAGAAUUUUUCUGUGCUUGAAAAGUGUUUAAUGUCAACUUUAUAGUCAAGUUUUAGCGAUAUUUGUAAAGUUUAUCCGAAGUGUAUGAUGCAAUUUAGGAGAUUCAGCAAAUUUAUUGCUCUCUACUCAUUUCGCAAAUAUUGAACUUGCAAGCUGGUUGCACUUAUUGACCGACAGAAUGAUAUUACAGUUAUAUAAGCGCAUUGUAUAUUUGUAAAUAAAAGUUGCAUAAAGGGUUCUUUCAAAAUUAGCAAGUUCAUGUUAGGGAUUAUUGUUGUUUUGCACUUGUUUUCAACAUUUCAGGUGCAGAAGUACAAACAACAUAAAUCCUCUGGUAAUUGUGCUAGUGCAAUGGAAUUAUCUAAAAUGUAAAUUUAGAUUUCUCAUGACAAUAUAAGACAGGGCAGGAUGUAGCAAACGUCGCUGUGCCGAUUAUGAACUGGAGUAUUAUGUAGAGUGAUAAUGUACUGACAAGAACAGUUGAUUUAAAUGAAAGUUUUGAAUACGUAGAGGACUAUGGUAGUAGAAAACUGCUACUGUCGAUCUCAAAAAGAGUUGUGUGAUAGAAAUGCUUUUAAUGUUGUUCACAAAGAUCUGUAUUUUAUUUACUAUGGAUUUUCAUAAAUGAUCAUGCACGAACUGAUGUGAAGCAACAGCGCCACCUCUUCCGGUUGUUGACCAAAUUGAAAAGAUUUGAUGGAAGGUGGCGCCGCUGCUGCUGAUAAUAAAUAAUAUAUUUAGCGUUCGUUACUUAUGUAAAAUUUUUACUCUAGAGUAUUGAAGAAUAACAAUUGAUUAUCUUGAGUGAGAGGAAUCAAAUCUUAUUGCUUUUUAAUGUUGUUUAUAUUGAUUUCCAUGUGAAUUCUUGGCUGUGAUACAGUAAAGUAUGUGGAAUGAACGACACUUCCCUCCAUGUCUUUAUUUUAAAGAUCGUAAUUAUAUUACAAGUGUGAAUUGUACGUUAUUAUAAGAUUAUCGUAACAUAUACCUCACUCUGUGCUUUUUCUACAUUGACGAUUAUCCCUAAAUGCUUGUAAUUCAGAUCGUUCAAAUGAUUACGUUAUUUGGUAACAAGAAUUGUUAUUUAUUGUGUAUAUACAGAAUGUCUUAGAUAAAUUAAAUUUAAUGUUAAGUUAAUUAAGUAGGAGGUGUUAAAUUUAACCGCGCUUGAAAAAUUGUUGUUUGUAAAUAUGCCAUGAUUGAAAUAAAAUUUGUCGCUUGUUAAGUUUGACGUCCUCCGCAAAUGUUUUACAAUUAAAUGUGAUUUAAUGUGUAAUUUGUUGGGCAUUCUGUGAUAUUUGCCUUCAAAAUUUUUACGAUUUCAUAAUCAGUAUUCUGAAAGGUAAUUGUUAUGAAAUGGUUCAUUUUAUUUACCAGUUCUUUUUGCCAAACGCUAAGUUUUUAGAUUUCGGUAAGCUCAACUAAAUUAGCUACAGAGUUAUAAUGUUAUUGCGUUUUAAUUUAGACAAAUUUGAAAUGGGUAGGAAACUACGUCUAAUUAAAUGAAGAGAAGACAAUGAUUAUUGAAGUGCCUUGAAUGAAGGGUUCUCCUUCAAGAAUGUUAUUUACCUAUGUAGAGGAUCUAUGAAACAAGCUAACAGAUAUGUACAGAUACAUAUAUAUUAUUUUACAGAUACAUGUACAGUGUGCCAUGUUGUUGAAUUGUAAGGCCGGAUGGCAGUGCAGUCAAACCAAUAAAAUAUAUAAUAUGUACUAAAAA
This is a messenger RNA of Tribolium madens (black flour beetle), 3606 nucleotides long. RefSeq names its product ataxin-1. Gene Ontology annotation, molecular function: protein binding; RNA binding. The coding region runs from base 228 to 1598 and encodes 456 amino acids. The record is from RefSeq and is a predicted model, not a curated record. NCBI's taxonomy places the organism in Eukaryota, Metazoa, Arthropoda, Insecta, Coleoptera, Tenebrionidae. Gene Ontology annotation, biological process: regulation of DNA-templated transcription. The transcript has 4 exons.